AAAUCAUAGAUUAAUGAUAGGAUGAGGCCAACUGCCAGUGCCAAAUACCAAAUAAAUCCAAAAAAUAAACAAAUAAAAGUUUCAAUUUUCUAUAAUUAAUAUUGUAUGAAGCCAUAUAAUUACAAAAACUGUGUACUAAUUAAAAAAUCCUUUAACAAAAUUUAAUUUAAGAUGUCGUUUUCAUUUGGAUCUGCUACAACGCAAACUACUGGUUUCGGUACAGCCGCUAAACCUACAUUUUCAUUUGGUAGUACGAACACAGCCACUACUAGUACAGCGGGGUUUGGUGGUUUUGGGACAACUACGUCGUCUGCGGGAUUUGGGGCAUUUGGUGCGCCAACAUCUAGUGCAGCUCCUUUCGGUGGGCUUGGCACCGCAACAACCACUGCACCAUCUAUUUUCAGUGGGACAGGGUUUGGAGCCGCUGCUGCAAAACCAGCUUCAGGAUUUGGCACAGGGGCAUUUGGAACCAACACCUUUGGAACUGGUACAGGCACAGCGUUUGGAGCUGGUACCUCAACGUUUGGUACUGCUGCACCAGCAUUUGGCACUGCAGCACCAGCAUUUGGCACUGCCGCACCAGCAUUUGGCACUGCAGCACCAGCAUUUGGCACUAAUACGCUAGGCGGAGGCACUUUUGGCACUGGCACUGGUUUUGGAUCCACAUUUGGGAAACCAGCUACAACUGGUUUUGGAGGGUUUGGCACUGGACUUGGCACUGGACUUAGCACUUUUGGGCAGCAACCGCAGCAACAACAACAGCAGCAACAACAACCGCAAGGGCCGACGAACGCGCACGAGGCGUUGAUAGCGUCCGUGUUCAACUGUUGCGUGUUUGGUGACGAGAGGGACCAAGUGCUCGCCAAGUGGAACCUGUUGCAAGCGCAGUGGGGAACUGGUCAGGCAUUCUACAGUCGUAAUGCCCCACCUUUAGAGCUCAAUGAACAGAAUCCACUUUGUCGCUUCAAGGCUGUUGGAUACUCGCGAUUAGGAGGCAAAGAGGAUAAAGACGGACACGUGGCCUUGCAGUUUAAUAAACCAGAACAGGAAAUCAAGACAAAUCAACAAUCCCUUACAGUUUCACUAUCUGGCCUAUUGGGGAACAAACCAAACUUGGUUGUCAAUAUAGACUCCAUAAAGGGUGUAUCUGAAUCUAAAAGUCUGGUGGUGAUAUAUGUGACAGACAAAGCGGCCAACAAUGUCCACAUAAGCGCGUCGGAGCUAGGUGCGUUCCUGAACGCUGGGGCGGCGCGCACCGCGUUGAACAACGCGGGCUGCUCCAGCGUCACCCCGGUCACGCGCCCCGCGCCGCAGAUGUUGGAGCAAUACCUGCAGACUCCACCACCCGGUAUGGACAUGAGGCUCUGGAAACAAGCUCAGGCUGACAACCCUGACCCUGACAAUUACAUCCCAGUACCUAUCAUUGGAUUCACUGAGAUAAAGUUCCGAGCGCGCUGUCAAACGGAGGAAGCGGCGCUGCAAGCGAGCUGGCUGAAGCGCGCCGCCGACACGCUCGCGGAGCUGCGCACGCGCCGCGCCGCCGCCGCCGCCACGCUCGCGCGCCUUAACGCGUCUUUGCACACGCUCAAACACUCGCUGCUGCAGGUGAUCGCCCGCCAGGAGGUGGUGGGGCUGGUGGGCAUAGCGCUGUGUCCCGAGGAGGAGGCCGCGCGCGCUCGGCUGCAAGAGCUGGCGUCGCAGCUUGCGGCGCCUCCACUUUACAACGGUCGUCUGAACGAACUGUUGUGCGCCAUGCGACUUCAACGCAGCGCAAGCUCGGGCGCGUCUCAUGAACGAUACCAUUUGGAUGCAGGCGCCCAAGAAGACAUGAAGCAGUUCCUAUCGCUGCAACAACGUGGCAUGGCCCACUUGUUGGACACCGCGCGGAAGGACCUCGCCGCCUUGAACACCAUCGCGGAGGGCAUGUCCCGCCUCGUCCGCGCUUAGCAUAGCCUGACUGAUACCGCGGAUUACUCUACGCGGUUCGUCGGUUGGCUCCAGUGACUUUGACUGUGAGUGAUGUACUUUCUUAUUGCUCUACAACAAGCAUUCAAAUCUGGUUAAUGUUCCAUGGAUUGUUAAAUCAUGCCAUCGUGGCUCUAGUGAUUAUAACUAUAACUGUGUAUAAGUGAAAUGUGCGUUCUUAAUGUUCUACAACAAGCAUUCAAUUAUAGAUAAUGUUCCAUGGAUUGUUAAAUUAAGCCAUUGUGGCUCUAGUGAUUAUAACUAUAACUGUCUAUAAGUGAAAUGUGCGUUCUUAAUGUUCUACAACAAGCAUUCAAUUAUGGAUAAUGUUCCAUGGAUUGUUAAAUUAAGCCAUUGUGGCUCUAGUGAUUAUAACUAUAACUGUCUAUAAGUGAAAUGUGCGUUCUUAAUGUUCUACAACAAGCAUUCAAUUAUGGAUAAUGUUCCAUGGAUUGUUAAAUUAAGCCAUUGUGGCUCUAGUGAUUAUAACUAUAACUGUCUAUAAGUGAAAUGUGCGUUCUUAAUGUUCUACAACAAGCAUUCAAUUCUGGUUAAUGUUCCAUGGAUUGUUAAAUUAAGCCAUUGUGGCUCUAGUGAUUAUAACUAUAACUGUCUAUAAGUGAAAUGUGCGUUCUUAAUGUUCUACAACAAGCAUUCAAUUAUGGAUAAUGUUCCAUGGAUUGUUAAAUUAAGCCAUUGUGGCUCUAGUGAUUAUAACUAUAACUGUCUAUAAGUGAAAUGUGCGUUCUUAAUGUUCUACAACAAGCAUUCAAUUAUGGAUAAUGUUCCAUGGAUUGUUAAAUUAAGCCAUUGUGGCUCUAGUGAUUAUAACUAUAACUGUCUAUAAGUGAAAUGUGCGUUCUUAAUGUUCUACAACAAGCAUUCAAUUAUGGAUAAUGUUCCAUGGAUUGUUAAAUUAAGCCAUUGUGGCUCUAGUGAUUAUAACUAUAACUGUCUAUAAGUGAAAUGUGCGUUCUUAAUGUUCUACAACAAGCAUUCAAUUAUGGAUAAUGUUCCAUGGAUUGUUAAAUUAAGCCAUUGUGGCUCUAGUGAUUAUAACUAUAACUGUCUAUAAGUGAAAUGUGCGUUCUUAAUGUUCUACAACAAGCAUUCAAUUAUGGAUAAUGUUCCAUGGAUUGUUAAAUUAAGCCAUUGUGGCUCUAGUGAUUAUAACUAUAACUGUCUAUAAGUGAAAUGUGCGUUCUUAAUGUUCUACAACAAGCAUUCAAUUAUGGAUAAUGUUCCAUGGAUUGUUAAAUUAAGCCAUUGUGGCUCUAGUGAUUAUAACUAUAACUGUCUAUAAGUGAAAUGUGCGUUCUUAAUGUUCUACAACAAGCAUUCAAUUAUGGAUAAUGUUCCAUGGAUUGUUAAAUUAAGCCAUUGUGGCUCUAGUGAUUAUAACUAUAACUGUCUAUAAGUGAAAUGUGCGUUCUUAAUGUUCUACAACAAGCAUUCAAUUAUGGAUAAUGUUCCAUGGAUUGUUAAAUUAAGCCAUUGUGGCUCUAGUGAUUAUAACUAUAACUGUGUAUAAGUAAAAUGUGCGUUCUUAAUGUUCUACAACAAGCAUUCAAUUCGGGUUAUCAAUGUUCCAUGUCAGGUUUAUACGUUUAUACCUUAAGUGUCGCCGCACACGGGCCUCACGUGACAGCCACAAACGCCGCUACAAGAAACAUGAAGGGGCCACAUAAAUAGCUGAAGCGCGCGCUACUUGGUCGGUGGUCGACACUUGCGGUCGGUGGCUGCUACUUUUUGACUCACAGGUUUACUACGAUAAGAGAGAGAGAGGGGUGCGGAACCGGCAUCAACCGUGUGCCAUAUAAAAUGUAUGAAAACUACAGAAAAUAUGUCGGUAGCGGCUUUUUGUGGUUGUGGCCCGUGUGCGGGAGCCCUUAGUGACAUCAUAUAACAUGAUUUUUGAUAGAAAUUUUUGAUUAUACAAAUCUACGAAUUUACUUCUUUCGAAAUAAUAUUCAUUCUCUCCCGAGAAAUGCAACACUAUUAUGGAUAAUAAUGGCAGAUUGAUGACGUUUUCAAUGCAGUAGUCGAUUUGACGUUUGCUGUCAAUUGUCAUGUCAUAGUUGCUUUAUGAGCGCCAUCUUGUUAUAACUCAAAAACUUGUGUUUUAAUUUUAUUUAUUUCUUUUUAUUUAGUUUGAUUUAUUCACUUAUUUAGAUUUUUAAAAAAUCCUUAUCUAUCUAUCUAAUCUUAAUACAAGAGUGGACCUGAAAUGGAUCAUCUCCUUUGAUAUGAGUCAACUGUACAAUUGUCUAAGCGUAGCUUGACUUGGUCAUUAUAAUAUAUUCGUUUUGCAAACGCUGAAGUGGUUUAUGCAUCAGUGCCGAGUGGUUGUGCCGAGUGGUUAUACGUAUGCCAGUAACACAGUAUGUUAUUUUUAUUUGCAAUUAUGGGGAUAUUCGAAAACAUACUGUCUUAGGAACGAUUACUAUUUAUCAUUGAAAUAAAAUGUGAAUAGAUAAAACAAAGCCUGGGAUCAGAAAUUUCAAAACUGGAUUUGUAUUUACUGAUCCCUUUAUAAUGUUAUAAAAAAUAUAAAUUGUAUUAAAAUUAUAAAAUCCGCGGGCUUUAGUUUUAUGAUUAACUAGCCGACGCCCGUUCCCGUGAGAAUACGGGAAUAAAACAACCUGUGUCACUAGCAAAUAACGUGGCGUGUUCUAGUGGUAAUAUAAUUUUUAAAGUCGAUUCGGUAGAUCCAAAGAUUACCUCUACAACACCACAAACUUUACCUCUUUAUAAUAUGAGUAUACAUUUAUAAAUAAAUAAUUGUAUCAUACUAAUAUGUAAAAAAAAUUUUAAAGUUUGUGUGUGUAUACUUCUUCUGUCACAACUGCUGAACCGAUUUCUAAAAAAUUUGGAAUGGUGUUUUUUUCUGUAUUCGUAAAAAACAGAAUUUCGUGGGAACAAAGUCGCGAGCGUUCGAUAGAAUAGAAAUAAAAUUUAAAAAUUGCAUGUUUCUUGGUAAAGCCAACUUCAAGUAGACCAAUAUUAUCUAGCAAGUAUCCUUAAUCUUAGUAUCAUAUGUAGCAUCGAAAAUUCAAAGAAAAAAUGUUAUUUUUGUAUUCUUGUUCAAUAGAAUGUAUAUGUAUAGAAUGUAUUAUUAUCAUUAUCAUACUGUAACUACGAUUUAUUUAUUGAUAAAGAGAUAAACUGUUUUGGAAAAUGAUUAUUAUUGAUUGCUCGUUCGAUGUAAUACAAGCUAUUAUUUUUUGUUUUGUUAUAGAAUUCUAUGCUAUGAUGGGAUUCAAAGUUAUAAUAUAAAAUUAGUGCUUCUGAUUUUUGAUUUUCUUACUUUUACAUAUGAGACGUAUUAUGUCAUUUAUUACACAAACAAUAUUCAUAUGUAUCUUCAUAAAUGUUUAAAUGGCUAAUAUUGAUAUCUAGUUGAAAAUGAUGUAAUGUUAUAUUAAGUAGAAGUAAGUCUUAAUUUGCCGAAUUUCUUAAUUGCAUAAUGAAUAACAGAAUUACUUUGGUAUUUAUCGCGAAGACUUUCGGCAUUACUUGAUCGAUAUUAUUCAGUUGCAAUUACAUUAUUAAAUAAUGUUGUUUUUCAUUAACAAGUUUAAACAGGUGUAAAAUUGUAAAUUCCAAUUAAACUACUUUUUCAAAUAAA
Molecule: messenger RNA, 5593 nt
Organism: Bicyclus anynana (squinting bush brown)
Lineage: Eukaryota; Metazoa; Arthropoda; Insecta; Lepidoptera; Nymphalidae
Gene: Nup54
Product: probable nucleoporin Nup54
Exons: 13
Coding region: 172-1947 (591 amino acids)
Biological process (GO): nuclear pore organization; NLS-bearing protein import into nucleus; protein localization to nuclear inner membrane
Cellular component (GO): nuclear pore; nuclear pore central transport channel
Molecular function (GO): structural constituent of nuclear pore
Source: RefSeq, a predicted model, not a curated record